This is a messenger RNA of Syngnathus typhle (broad-nosed pipefish), 2293 nucleotides long. Its product is annotated as all-trans-retinol 13,14-reductase-like. NCBI's taxonomy places the organism in Eukaryota, Metazoa, Chordata, Actinopteri, Syngnathiformes, Syngnathidae. The record is from RefSeq and is a predicted model, not a curated record. Gene Ontology annotation, molecular function: oxidoreductase activity.
AAAAAAAAGUGCCUUAAGGUACUUGACUAAUGAUCCCUUAAUUAUUCCUGGUUUUACUUAUUUGUGUGACUUCACCCUUUUGAAAUAAUUAACAACUAGUUCUCUGUUUUCCCGCAAUCUCGUGUCCAUGAUGUAGACAAUGAGAUGUCUUUCCUUUACUUCGCCGUACUUAAAUUUGAAAAAUGUUCGGAGUUAUUUUAUGAAACAUCCUCUUUCAUUCUUAAUUGGCAUCUAUUUCCCUUUUCUUAUACUUCACCCAUAAAAUUCCUUAGGAAUGAAUGCCUUGCUAAAGGCAAUGAAGGGCUUUUGAAAUAUUUUGUCUGUAGUAACUCCGCCUCAUCAUUGCUCUCUUUUCCUUGUUAACCUUCCAUAAUUUCCUUAUUUUUGCCGAGCUUUAGCCGCGUAAAGAUCAUUGAUGCAAUGUGGCUGUCUAUUCUAUUGAGCAGUAUUUUGUUGGUCUUAGUGAUUGUAAUAUUCCUGACUGUUAGGCAACGCUACAAGGUUUUUAGUGAGACCUGCCUUAGGCCUCCAGGACCCUUGGUUCACGAUGACAAAAAGAGAGAUGACAGGCUCAAGAAAGGAUUCCGCAUGGAUCGGGUUCCUAAAGCUCUGGAUGCUGUGGUUAUUGGAAGCGGUAUGGGUGGUUUGACAGCUGCAGCUGUGUUGGCCAAGGCUGGAAAGAAGGUUCUUGUUUUGGAGCAACAUGAUCAGGCUGGUGCCUUCCAAAAUAAGGGAUUUGAGUUUGACGUAGGUAUUCAUUAUCUUGGCCAGCUUCAUGAGAACAGCCUGCUUCGAGUUGCACUGGAUCAAAUCACAGAGGGCCAGCUGCAGUUUACUCGGCUUGAGGAACACUUUGAUACCUUGCUCUUGGGCCAACCUGGAAAACACAGGCAGUAUUCGAUACAUGCAGGGAAGACUGAAAUGGCAACUGAAUUGAAGAAGCAGUUUCCAGGAGAGGAGGAUGCUAUUGAUGAAUUCUUUCGAUUAAUGAAGUUAGCCUCACAACGGACACCACUUAUUGCCUGUUUGAAGAUUAUUCCAUAUUGGCUGGUCACCUUCCUGGUGCGGACCGGACUAUUAGAUCGUAUAUCGACAGUGUUCCGCCUUGCAACCACGAACCACUCUGAAAUAAUGUCCCGUCUCACAAAAAACAAAGAUCUUCAAGCUUUAUCUGCUUACCUUUUCUACGGUGUGCCUCCGAAGCAGUCGAGUUUUCUCAUCAAUGCGCUCCUUCUUCACCAUUACAAACGUGGCGCAUACUAUCCAAGAGGAGGCGCCAGUGAGUUUGCUUUUCACAUCAUCCCUGUCAUUCAGCAGACAGGGGGCGCUGUCUUGGUCAGGGCACCAGUGCAGCGUGUACUACUAAACCAGCAGGGGAAAGCUUGCGGAGUGACAGUGCUAAAAGGACAAGAGGAGCUUGAGAUCCAUGCUCCUGUUGUCAUUUCCAAUGCUGGAAUCUUCAACACUUUCCAGAAGUUUCUGCCACAACAGAUUCAACAAAAAUCAGAGAUCCAGUCAUUGUUGAGUAUGGUCCGCCAUGGCAUGGGUUCCUUCUUGGUCUUUGUUGGUCUGGAUGGAACCAAAGAAGAGCUGGGAAUUGUUUCCACAAAUUUCUGGAUGUAUAAAGACAGCGACUUGGAUACACUAAUGGAACAAUACUCUUCGCUGACCAGAGAUCAAGUCUUGGGGAACAUUCCUAUGAUGUUCAUCACCUUCCCAUCUGCCAAAGAUCCCACAUCCAACAUUCGACAACCAGGAAAAUCCUGUAUGACUUUGUUAACCAUGGCUCGCUAUGAGUGGUUUGAAGAAUGGGAGGGGACAAAGAUUGGCAAGAGGGGACAGGAUUACCUGGAUCUAAAAAACCACAUGGCUCAGGAGAUGCUGGAGUGGGCCAUAACCAUCUUCCCUCAACUUAAAGACAAGGUGGUUAUGGUUGAUGCAGCCACGCCUCUGACUAAUGUCCAUUAUUUGGGUGCACCAAGAGGUGAGAUGUAUGGCGCUGAACACAAUUUGGAGCGCUUCACUCCUGAAACGGUUGCAAGGACCAGGCCACAAACACCUAUCAGUGGUCUAUACUUAACAGGUCAGGAUGUGUUCUGUAAUGGCAUGGCUGGAGCUUUGCAUGGUGGACUGCUCUGUGCCUCUGCUGUCCUAAAUCAAAUCCUCUAUAUUGACCUUCUGGCACUUAAGAACCGCCUAAAAAAGAAAAAGGCAAAUCAUAAGCUCACCUGAAAGUACUUAUUUUAUUUACUCAUAACACCCAAAAAAUGGAAUCAAUAAAAGUUGCAUUACA